Messenger RNA from Amphibalanus amphitrite, 935 nucleotides. RefSeq names its product protein enabled homolog. Lineage: Eukaryota; Metazoa; Arthropoda; Thecostraca; Balanomorpha; Balanidae. The transcript is spliced from 7 exons. The annotation marks the transcript as partial. The record is from RefSeq and is a predicted model, not a curated record.
UUUCAGAGGAUGGAGGGCCUUCAAGUUGUACCCUGCUUGAUCUGCAAAAACACCUGAUCAACUCGAAAAGCUUGUAUCAAGAGAAAACUAUGUAUACAAAAACCCCUUUGAUAACAAAGCUCUCAAAAAUAGUUCGCAAAAGACUGGAGACACAUCUGGUUCCUCCAGCAGAAGUUUGUGGAACAUGCCACUCUCUUCUGGAUCUUGUGGAUGAACAUGAAAGCAAAACUGGCUUAUGAGAAUGAGGUGCGACUCAAAUUCAAGCUGCCAUUUCCCAUCGUGUUGGAGGAUAAGAACGACGUUGCUCCGCCUCCGUUCGACGACCAGCCAAUCGGCGAGCCACAGAUGGGCAGCGCGGCCAAUGCCGAGCUCGAGCCGGGGCCCGAUGACGUCAUUGUGUCGGCAGACGACACCGGAUUGGUCACCGUGACCUACAGCCAGCCGGACGCCGACUCCGACGCGGGCCGACCGCCGGGCCCCAGCUCUCCGGCAGUCAUAUGGGACGGGGACUCAGACCAGCAGAUCAUCAUAUUCAAGGUCAGAGGAGAGACGCCCGUGGUCGGUCUGCUGGACGAUCUGGUGCCCGCCGAGCCACCGGUGGCCAGACCAGUUCCGUCAGCCACCAGCCGACCGCCAGAGGUGUCCAACCGACCACCAGCAGUUUCCAGUCACCCCCCGCCGCCGCCACCGCUGCCACCACCGCCACAGCCGCCCGUUCAACCGCCGAGUGUGUUCUUCUGCGACGUCUGUGACGCACCAUUCACAUCCACCGAAAUGCUGGCUAGUCACCGCAGCACCCACCCGCUGCUGCGCUUCCAAUGCGUCUUCUGCGCCGAGCGCUGCGCCACCACGAAGGAGCUCAGCCGACACAUGAAUGAGGCGCACGCCGACCAGCUGAUGCCCUGUGGCCACUGCGACAAACGGUUUGCCACAAA